CGAUAAACGCAGCGGCGCGCAGGUUUGGGAUGCGCGCUUGAGCUGGAAAAACACAUUUUCCCCCUGAAUGAGCUCAUCAAUCCUCAUUUCAGACGAAACCUCGUUUAUUAGGUUUAUUAGGUUCUAAUAAAGAGCCAUAUAUCCGAUCUUGAAGAUGCCGAGUAAUAAGCUUGAUAAACCAGAGAAGGUGGAGGUGAGUGAUAACGUGAAGGUGGUGGUGAGAUGUCGACCCCUCAACGAGAAAGAGAGGAUGACGGGACACAAGCAGGCCGUCGCCGUGGACGAGAUCCGGGGAACGAUUACUGUGAACAAACUUGAUAUGAGCAGUGAUCCGCCAAAGACGUUCACCUUCGACACAGUGUUCGGUCCAGACAGCAAACAGCUGGAUGUGUAUAAUUUAACAGCUCGACCCAUUAUUGACUCGGUAUUAGAGGGCUACAAUGGAACCAUAUUUGCAUACGGACAGACGGGCACGGGGAAGACGUUCACUAUGGAGGGCGUCAGGGCAGUGCCUGAGCUCCGAGGAAUCAUCCCAAAUUCAUUCGCUCAUGUUUUUGGCCACAUUGCAAAAGCUGAAGGAGACACCAGGUUUCUGGUGAGAGUUUCGUAUUUGGAAAUCUACAAUGAGGAGGUGAGAGACCUGUUGGGAAAGGACCAGAUGCAGAGGCUGGAGGUCAAGGAGAGACCUGAUGUAGGAGUUUACAUCAAGGAUCUUUCAGGAUAUGUGGUAAACAAUGCUGAUGAUAUGGACCGGAUUAUGACCCUCGGACACAAAAACCGUUCUGUGGGUGCGACUAAUAUGAACGAGCACAGCUCUCGUUCCCAUGCUAUCUUCACCAUAACUAUCGAGUGCAGUGAGAAGGGUGUAGAUGGAAAUCAACAUGUGCGCAUGGGAAAGCUACACUUGGUGGAUCUUGCGGGCUCUGAAAGACAAGGAAAAACAGGAGCCACUGGUCAGCGUCUUAAAGAGGCUACAAAAAUCAACCUGUCCCUGUCCACGCUGGGAAAUGUUAUCUCUGCACUAGUGGAUGGGAAAAGCACCCACGUGCCCUACAGGAACUCAAAACUCACCCGACUCUUACAGGACUCUCUAGGAGGAAACUCAAAGACCAUGAUGUGUGCAAACAUUGGCCCGGCAGAUUACAAUUACGAUGAAACCAUCAGUACGCUCCGUUAUGCCAACCGUGCCAAAAACAUCAAGAACAAGGCCAGGAUUAAUGAGGACCCCAAGGACGCACUUCUGCGCCAGUUUCAGAAGGAAAUUGAAGAUCUCAAGAGAAAACUGGAGGAAGGUGAGGAGAUCUCUGGCUCUGAUGGCAGUGGAUCAGAUGACAUGGAUGAAGGAGAACAUGAAGGAGGCGAGACGCGCAGGAAACGAAGAGGGAGGAAGAAGGUGUCUCCUGACAAGAUGGUGGAGAUGCAAGCUAAGAUCGAUGAGGAACGGAAAGCACUGGAGGCUAAACUAGACAUGGAGGAGGAAGAGAGGAACAAAGCGCGUGCAGAGCUUGAGAAGAGAGAGAAGGACCUUCUCAAAGCCCAACAAGAACAUCACUUAUUGCUCGAGAAGCUGUCUGCUCUGGAGAAGAGGGUUAUUGUUGGUGGAGUUGAUUUACUGGCUAAAGCUGAGGAGCAGGAGAAGCUUCUAGAAGAAUCCAACAAUGAACUGGAGGAGAGGAGGAAGAGGGCCGAGCAGCUCCGGAGAGAACUAGAAGAAAAGGAGCAAGAGCGCUUGGACAUCGAGGAGAAAUACACCAGUUUACAGGAAGAAGCUCAAGGCAAGACCAAGAAACUGAAGAAAGUCUGGACGAUGUUGAUGGCAGCAAAAUCUGAGAUGGCUGAUCUGCAGCAAGAGCAUCACCGAGAGAUCGAAGGUCUGCUGGAAAACAUCCGGCAGCUGAGCAGAGAGCUGCGGCUACAGAUGCUCAUCAUUGAUAACUUUAUUCCUCAGGAAUAUCAGGAGAUGAUUGAGAACUAUGUGCACUGGAACGAGGACAUUGGAGAAUGGCAGCUGAAAUGUGUGGCCUACACAGGGAACAACAUGAGAAAACAGACACCUGUGCCAGACAAGAAAGAAAAAGAUCCAUUUGAAGUGGACCUGUCCCAUGUUUAUCUGGCCUACACUGAGGAGAGCAUGAGACAGUCCCUAAUGAAACUAGAAAGGCCUCGGACAUCAAAGAGUGCGAAGUCCAGGCCUAAAACUGCUCGUAGGUGAGGAAACGUUCCUCCAAACAAGAAGCUGCGAUGGAAUCCUUGCUGCAGUGAGCCUUUUGUGAAAUGAAGACCACCAUAUUUUGUGCAUUUUCAAGGCCAGUCCAGUAUAUGUCUUAGGAAAUACUGUUACUUGUGAUGUUAAGGCAUUUUGACAUAAGUGUCGAUGAAAGUAAAUCAUGUGUUAAUAUGCAGGAACUCCAGAGCUGCUCCAACACUGGGUUUAGGUGAGGAUAGUUUGCUGUAAAAUGUCUGUUAACAAUAACACUCCAAAAGGCACAUUUCCCCUUUAACACAAACACUGUUACUGUAUAUUCUGCUUGACACUGAUGGCUUUGCUUGCUUGAAACAAGCAGGUUAUUGAUGCAACACGUGAGAUGAGCUUGACGUGGCAAUAUGCUAUUGAGAAACGAAUCUAAUCUUAAUGUUUUACACGGUUGGCAGCGUGCAAUUGCUUUAGCUCAAUGUACACAAGCUAUGCUACUUAAUUUGUUUUAUAAUGUGAAUGUGAAUGUGCAUGCCAUGUUCCCCUGGCUGUGGUGCCAUUUUACUCUAAUUGCAAUGUAUUUCCACUGUGCAUUGUAGUAGUAAAACCAUUAUUCUUAUGUAUAAAAAUGUUUACAUUUUACUGUUUUUUUUUUCCUGUACUCUUUAAAUUAUUAAAUUAUUUUACAAGGAAAAAACCAAAAA
Molecule: messenger RNA, 2898 nt
Organism: Carassius auratus (goldfish)
Lineage: Eukaryota; Metazoa; Chordata; Actinopteri; Cypriniformes; Cyprinidae
Product: kinesin-like protein KIF3A
Exons: 17
Coding region: 155-2212 (685 amino acids)
Biological process (GO): microtubule-based movement
Molecular function (GO): microtubule motor activity; microtubule binding; ATP binding
Source: RefSeq, a predicted model, not a curated record